This is a messenger RNA of Trypanosoma conorhini, 2037 nucleotides long. RefSeq names its product putative protein kintoun-like. Bases 1 to 2037 code for a protein of 678 amino acids. The transcript has a single exon. The record is from RefSeq and is a predicted model, not a curated record. Gene Ontology annotation, cellular component: cytoplasm. NCBI's taxonomy places the organism in Eukaryota, Euglenozoa, Kinetoplastea, Trypanosomatida, Trypanosomatidae.
AUGCCGCUAGAGACGAUCCACCUGUCCGGAAGGGACGCGCAGGCGGGGGAGAAGUUCGCCCCAACCCCCGAGGAGCUGCGCACCAUCCGGGAGAAGAUGAAGGACCCCAAGUUUGUGGAGCUUUUCCAGGACUACAUGAAGUCGAUGGAGGACCCCGAGACACGCCGCGAGGAGGAGGCCUACCUGCAGCAGGUCGAGCGCGAGGCAAAGGCGGGCGGCGAUUACAGCUUUGACUUCGUCUUCCCCACACCGGGGUUUGUGGUGGAGCUGCUGGAGCCUGCGACCUCGUACCGCGUGACGCACCCAUCACUCAAGGCAGUGGACAAAACGAGGCGGCAGACCCCCAAAGUUUAUGUGAACAUGUGCAGUAGCGAGAAGAUCGACGCCUUCUCUGAGCAGUCCACGGGCGAUAAGCAAAAGAGCAACUGGCUCGUGCCCGUCUCUGUGUCAAAACCGAGGACCGAGUUGUUCUCCGAAGACGUCGUGGCCCCGGUGAAGGUGGAAGAAAAACAACCUCCGGAGGAUGAGGACAAGGCAGGCACAGUCGUCGUAUAUGACGCCGUAUUUCACCCGGACACGCUACAGCUUGCAGAUCGCAGCGAUCGUUUUUGUUGUUUUCUUGUGAACAUUGCCGUGGAACACAUCAACAGCGGCUAUGGUGAUCGCCAUGGUUUCGAGUUCCGUCGCUUGCCGAGCCGCAUCCGGGCCGUGGGAACCCCACAGAAUCAGACGAUCAGCCGAGAGAAGGGGAAGUCACCUUUCGCGGCUGCAAUGAAUGAGCCGGCGUUGACGCAACCGACGAAAGUACUCCCGCCUUUGCCCAGCACGGAGGGGAACGGGAAAGCGACGCCGGGUAAGAAGGACAUUGAGGCUGGUGGAGUGUCGACAGGAGCAACAGCGGCCUCUAGUCAGAAGGUGGAGAAGACACAGCAUCUGCCGCACUGUAGCAUUGCUCACCGGGGACAUAUUGACCUCUCUGACACCUGGGGAUGGAAAAUAGUGGACCGGCGCAUUGGCGUUCCCGAGGCUCUCGUCGUAAAAAUGGAGUUUACCGGCGUGCAGGCCGCGUCAGAGCUUAACAUUGAGGUGGAAAGCACCUACGUCAUCAUCGCGAAGGCUUCUACGCAUCCUUAUUAUGGGACGCUGACGCUCCCGUUCUCCGUCGAGUCGACACCUUUGGAGGCGAAGUUUGAGAAAAAGAAAUCACUGCUCACGUUGGUGCUGCGCGUCGUGCCUCCGGCGCCAUCAGGAGUCACCGCGGAGGAGAUGCGGCAGGAAUUGCGUGCCGCAAGAGAACCAUCCGCAUCGGAGGUGAAGGACACACGAGACGCCUUCGAUGGGCGUGCUGGUGCUUCCGCUCAGGACUCUGCCACCGCGGGUUCUGUCGGCAAUGCGGAGCCGACCUCCAUGCCUGCCGCGCCGCCGGAAGCGGCACCUCCCCCGGCGGCGGAGACGCCGUCUGUUCCGCAGGUUUCCUGCAUUGGGGACCAGGAUCGGGCACGCGUCAUGAUGGAAAAGGUGCAGGCAGCUAGACGUGAGCGGGAAAGGGCCGCCGCGGAGGCCGAGAAGCCAGAGGCGGGAGCUGGCAAAACAGAGCCUGCCCCGCAGGAAAAGAAACGUGAAACCCCUGUUGAAGGCGUCUCCAAAGAGGUUGAGCAUGAGCCCCGACGAGAGACAGAAGCGGAGGGGCCCGUUGCGUCUGAGGAAGCAGCUCCAGUUUCAAAGCCCACGCCCACGGUGCCGCUGACAUCGGCAGGCGUCGAAGAUGCGACGAGCUCAGCGAGGCACACCGCGGAGUUGGAGUUGCUGCAGCAGAGGCAGGAGGCAUGGAAAAGCGAUAUGCACCGACGCAUUGAGGUGAGGGAGGACGAGGAGCGAGAGAAGACGCUUAUGGCGGAUCGUGAAGCACGCCGUGAGGCAGAGCGUUUGAGGAAACAGGCGGAAGCUGCGAGGCGGCAGGAGGAGUUGGCGGUGAAGCUUGGCGAGCGCAUGGCUGAGCUCCCGCUGCGCAAUAGACACAUCUUCACAGUGGAUUAG